Molecule: messenger RNA, 487 nt
Organism: Suricata suricatta (meerkat)
Lineage: Eukaryota; Metazoa; Chordata; Mammalia; Carnivora; Herpestidae
Product: zinc finger protein 669-like
Exons: 5
Coding region: 102-470 (122 amino acids)
Biological process (GO): regulation of DNA-templated transcription
Source: RefSeq, a predicted model, not a curated record
CUCUGAGCCCUGGCGGCGGGCGCUCUCAGAUCCUGCGCGGCCCCGCGUUUGGCUUUGGGCGGCGGAGCCAGGCGCCCGGGAGCGCGGAGCGGGACCCCGACAUGGCCUCUGUGGUCUUUGAGGACGUGGCUGUGAACUUCACCCCGGCCGAGUGGGCUUUGCUGGAUCGAGGUCAGAGGAAGCUCUACAGAGAUGUGAUGCUGGAGACAUGCAGGCACCUGGCCGCCGUGGAGAAGCAGAAAUUUGGUAGCAGUGGAGAGGUGACCCGAAUGCAGGAAGGACUUCUGAGAACUCCUUUGGUGGCGCAUGGCUGUGAACGUCUUGAAGGGGAUCAAGUGUCUUCUGGACCUGGAGGUGAUAACAAUGUGUAUAUUUUUGAUGUGUACAUGCACCUUUACAUCGUUUUACCAACAAUAAAGUCCUGGUACGCCACCUCCCACCGCCCCCUGGCGUCCGUGUUCCGAUACUAAUAAACGGUGGUGAAAUC